UUUCUCCAGAAAUUACUUAUUUCUAGAUAUGUUCUAAUAUGCAUUUCUGCAAUUCAGAUAUAUGCUACAAUAAAGAGCGGAUACAUGGCAAUUGCCGCUUCUACUUUAGAUUCUUUGUUAGAUCUCCUGGCUGGUGCCAUACUUUGGUUCACACAUUUGUCAGUGAAAAACAUAUACAUAUACAAACAUCCUAUCGGAAAAUUGAGUUUACAACCUGUAGGCAUAAUCUCUUUGCUGCAAUCAUGCCACUCUGGGUCAAUAAACCGUUGAAUUUGACAUUCUUUUGUUUUCCGUGUUGUGUUUGUUUUAUACGAAGGUUUCCAAGUGCUCGUCCAGGCUCUUGAACAACUAAUCGAAGACAAACCUUCUGCAAAAAUGACUUCCUCCCAACUCAUCUGGUUGAAUUCAAUCAUGCUGACAGCUACUGGAGUGAAACUUAUCCUAUGGAUUUAUUGUAGAAGCUCCAGGAAUAUAAUUGUCCGUGCGUAUGCAAAGGAUCAUUAUAUUGAUGUGGUAACAAAUGUGAUUGGUUUGGUUGCUGUUCUUGCCUAUAAAUACUAUUGGUGGCUUGAUCCUCUCGGCGCUAUCAUCCUAGCAAUCUAUACUAUCACUUCUUGGUCCGGAACUUUAAAGGAAAAUGCAGUUUCCCUGGUUGGACAGGCAGCUUCUCCUGAAGUUUUACAGAAACUCACAUACCUUGUACUAAGACACCAUCCUCAAAUCAAACGGGUCAACACAGUUCGCGCUUACACCUUCGAUGUUCUCUAUUUUGUAGAGUUUGACAUCGAGCAACUGGAAGAUUUGCCUUCAAAAGAAGCUCAUGCGAUUGGAGAAUCAUUGCAGAUUAAGACUGAACAACUCCCUGAAGUUGAGAGAGCCUUUGUUCAUCAUCUUGAUUUUGAGUGUGACCACAAGUUAGAACACUCUAUUUUGGGUAUACAUUUGAUCUAUAUCAUCAAGUGAUUAAAUGAUUUUGAAUUAAAGAUAAAA
Molecule: messenger RNA, 990 nt
Organism: Mangifera indica (mango)
Lineage: Eukaryota; Viridiplantae; Streptophyta; Magnoliopsida; Sapindales; Anacardiaceae
Product: metal tolerance protein 4-like
Exons: 4
Biological process (GO): transmembrane transport; monoatomic cation transport
Cellular component (GO): membrane
Molecular function (GO): manganese ion transmembrane transporter activity
Source: RefSeq, a predicted model, not a curated record